AGGAGGCGGUGACAUGGCGGACAGCGGGGUGGAGGAGACGGGGGGGUCGGGCGGGCUGGCACUGCUGGGCCUAGUCCCCGGUGCUCCCAGCUGCCCGCACGGUCCCGCUCUUCUCUUUGUAAAGACCAGCCAAGGCAAAGAGGAGGGAAGAAGAUUCUAUGCGUGUUCUGCUUGUAGGGAUAGAAAAGAUUGUAACUUUUUCCAGUGGGAAGAUGAGAAGGUGUCAGAAACUAGGCUUGCAGCACGUGAGGAAUAUAACAGAAACCGUCAGCCUUUUUUUACACACAGACAGAAUGUGGAAAGGUACAAGGAUUUUGUUCUGUUGCCGUUAUCAAAGAGGCGGUUUUGCCAGGAAUGCCAGCAAUUGCUAUUGCCAGCUGAAUGGGGAAAACACUCGGAGCACCAGUUCCUGUGUGAUAUCUCCACUGCCCAGUUAAAAAGCCCCAGUCAACUUCUGUAUCCGCUGGAGAAUAAAAAAACAAAUGCACAGUAUUUAUUUGCAGACAGAAGUUGCCAGUUCCUGCUGGAUCUCAUUAUUGAUUUGGGAUUCAGACGAGUGCUCUCUGUUGGAACACCCAGGCUUCAUGAAAUCAUCCAGUCAAAAGCAUCACAAGAAGAAGAUUUCAGGGUUAGAAGCCUUCUGCUAGAUAUUGAUUUCAGGUAUUCACAGUUUUAUGCAGAAGAUGAAUUCUGCCACUACAACAUGUUUAAUCAUCAUUUUUUUGGUGGAGAGGCUGCACGUGAAACUUGCAGGAAAUUCUUGUGUCAGGACAAUGGUGAAAGAGUCAUUAUGGUAACUGAUCCCCCAUUUGGAGGUCUAGUGGAAGCACUGGCUUCUAGUUUUAAAAAGCUGAUGGCCAUGUGGAAGGAGACAGAAAAAGAAGGUCCUAACAACCAAGAGAUGCCCAUGUUCUGGAUAUUUCCUUACUUCUUUGAGUCUCGUAUCCUGGAGUUUUUCCCCAGCUUCAGUAUGAUGGAUUACCAGGUAGACUAUGAUAAUCAUGCACUUUAUAAACACGGCAAGACAGGUCGUAGACAAUCCCCUGUCCGUAUCUUCACGAACCUCACCCCGAAUAUGAUUGUCCUUCCUGUGGAAGAGGGGUACAGGUUUUGCGCUCUAUGUCAGCGGUAUGUCAGUUCUGGUAACCAGCACUGUGAGAUAUGCAAUUCAUGUACGUCAAAAGAUGGUAGACGAUGGAAACAUUGCGUCCUUUGCAAAAAAUGUGUAAAACCCUCUUGGUUCCACUGCAGCAAUUGCCACCGCUGCGCUCUUCCAAACCACUCCUGUGAGAGGACCAACGCCGGCUGUUUUGUCUGCGGCCGGGCAGGUCACAAACGCAGCGCCUGUCCCAGCCUCUCCCGCGCCGGGACAGCCUGCCAAGCUGGCAAAAAGCAGAGGCAGAAAACUCAGAAGAGGAUGAAGGUGGGGAUCAGUAAAAGAUCAGCUGUGAAGCGUGCCGUGUUCUCCAGGAAGAAGAUAAAGAAUAAGAAAAAAAAGACGUGAUUUUGCUUGCUGGUGCUUAGUUAUGUUUGUUUGUGGUGGUUUUUUUAUGGCCAGCCUUUGAUUCCAUUGUCUAAAAAUGUUAAUAUUAACAUCCAAAAUAAAACUGAUUGAGAGUGA
Calidris pugnax (ruff) is the source of this 1621-nucleotide messenger RNA. RefSeq names its product zinc finger, CCHC domain containing 4 (gene ZCCHC4). Gene Ontology annotation, cellular component: nucleolus; cytoplasm. Bases 14 to 1504 code for a protein of 496 amino acids. The transcript has 13 exons. NCBI's taxonomy places the organism in Eukaryota, Metazoa, Chordata, Aves, Charadriiformes, Scolopacidae. Gene Ontology annotation, molecular function: rRNA (adenine-N6-)-methyltransferase activity; zinc ion binding; nucleic acid binding. The record is from RefSeq and is a predicted model, not a curated record. Gene Ontology annotation, biological process: rRNA methylation.